CCAGCGGUGGAGCGCAGCUGGGAGGCAGGCAGGCAGGCAGGCAGGCGGGAUGGAGGCGGGGGAAGCAUCCCUGGCAGGCAAGAAGGGCUGGCUCUUUCCUGGUGGCAGCAGGCUUCCCCCCACUUGGAGAUGGGAAGCCCCUAGUCCUCUCGCAGCGCUCCCUUGAAGUUCCCAAACUCAAGAAAGUUGCCAAGGAGGAGACCCUGCUGGGAGAGGUAUUUCAGGUUUUUACAAUGAAAGAAAGCUGGGAAACCAAUAAAAGCUUUGAAAUCACUAAAACAUGAUGCCAUGAGAAGAGGCCAUGGCCAUUUGGAGAACUCAAGAGGACAACAUUUAGCCUCGAGAUGAGCCACAGACCAGCCUGAGGUUCCCCAUUCCUACUUUAGCAUCACUACGAUACUGCAAAAGAAAGGCUUUCGCUUUGCACCAAUUCCGGUUUUUGUACAAUAAAGCAAGAUGGGAAAUUUCAAAGGUCAUGCACUUCCUGGGAGUUUUUUCCUUCUUUUUGGCUUGUGGUGGUCUGUGAAAUAUCCACUGAAGUACCUUUGUCGAAGGAAAAAGAACACUUCGUCCAUUGGCUCCAAGGCAGGAUUUCAACGUUUAGAAUUAACUGAGGGCAUCAUCAAAGCUGCCUUUGCUCUCAUUGGUAUGGUAGCAGAGCAGUUUGUUCCUGAUGGACCUCAUUUGAAACUGUAUAAUUAUGAAAGGAACCAGUGGGAUCACCUAAUGAACUGGCAGCAUGCAACAAUGUAUCUUUUCUAUGGCAUCUCAGGGCUGGUAGACAUUGUUGCUCAUGGUACCAAUGCACUGCCAGUAGCCAUGGACAGAAUGAUGCUUUCACUUGCUGUUUUUGUAGAAGGUUUUCUCUUUUAUUAUCACAUCCAUGGGCGUGCUAUGCUGGAUCUCCAUGUUCAUCAUUUGCUUUUAGUGGCCAUCUUUGGGGCAGCAGUCUGUGUCUUCCUAGAAAUCUUCUUCCGUGGUAUCAUUGUGCUUGAGAUGUUUCGGACAAGUCUCUGCAUAUUGCAAGGGAGCUGGUUUUGGCAGAUUGGAUUUGUACUUUAUCCUCCAAGUGGGAGUCCAGAAUGGAACCAAAUGGAUCACAAUAAUAUAAUGUUCCUCACCAUGUGCUAUUGUUGGCAUUAUGCAUUUGCACUUCUAAUAAUGGCAGUGAAUUAUUCUAUAGUUAGCUGGGUAGUCCGUUCCAAAAUGAAACAAGCCCCAACCAUGGAAAUUGGAUUACUGAAAACAACUGAACGAGACCAGGAGUCAGAAGAUGAGCUCUAGUUUAAUAUUAAAUUUUCUCAUGGCUUACCGUCUGUUCCUUUUACUUCUAAUCUGUAAUGGUUUUGUUUACCAUAUCAUGUAGGUCUGUACAAUCUGUACAUCUAGGCAUUAAUUUAUGAGCCUUCCCUUAGUGCAUUGUUUAUUCUAUGCUUGAAGAAGGAAUAGAACAUUUUACUAUUGAACAGGCCAGGGGUGACAUUGACAAGUGAAAAUCAAUCCAAGCCAUUAAUAGAUGUCGGGUCUACUCUUUCAUUGCUCUUGGGUAAACUGGGAUUUUCCACACAUGGCAUUAAAAAACAAACACAACCCUGCUGUUGCAAAAGAAAAGAAAAGAAAAGGUUGUACACAUUCUAUCAUGAAAUAACUGACAAACUGUACAUAUCUAUUUUUAAGUAUGAAAAAAUUCAAACACCAAAGGUAUCUGUGUUACACAUUUAUAACGGUUUGCAUUUGCAAUUGUAUUAAUUUUUCUUACUAUUUUAAUCAUAAUCAUAAUUUAUUGUCAAGCUUGUUCUAACUGCACCAAAGCAUAUGAGAAGCCAGUGUAGAAGUAUUUAACAUUUGUACUCAGCAAAUAGUGAUAUCCCAGAAUUGUUGGAUAACUAUAGGUAUUACAUUGAACUAGAUAUUUACUUGCAGCUGAGUCAGUUUAUUGUAUUUUGUAUUUUUAGAUACUUACUUGUAUUUAAUUGCACUAUUGUUUUACUUCAAGAUAACUGUAUGAUAUCCAGAGAACCUGUUAUAAGUUUCUUAUAAACACAAACAUUUAUUAUUUUUUUAAAAAAUAGGCUCUACAUAAGGCUGCAGUAUAUUCAGGAUGACUUUGGCUCUGAUUCCAUUCAGUAUGUAAUUGAUUUGGGUUUGUGUUCAAAUCUAGCCAUGGAGUUUGCCCAAGCUCUGGAGAAGUAAUAAAGUCUCAGGUUAACCUGCCUCACAUAGUUGUUGUGAGAAUAAAAUAGCUAUUGCCCUAAACUUUUUGGAGAACAAAUGAGACACAAAUGUGUGGUAAAUCUUCUUUUCAACAGAUUAAUAGAAUUGCUAUUGAAUCCAAAGACAAAGUAUCUACACAGUGCCUUGAAUCCCAUUUCGGCAGAAAAGUGGGAUAUAAAUCCCUAAAUAAAUAAAUGUCAGGUAAAGGAGACCUGGCAUCAGAAAUGUUUUCUUGAAUCUAUAAUGAUCAUGGCUGAGAUACAUUUGAAGAGUUAAUAGUCAGGUUUCUGAAGGUAGAUACCCAUUUCUGCAUUUAAAAAAUUAAAAGAAUGGGGUAGGGGGAGAGAAAAAGCAUCACCAAAAAAGUAGAGGGCAUAGAUUUGCAUAAAAUCCCAUAAACCAAUUUAUAUAGAGAUGGGCAAUUGGCCAGUAUUCUGCAUCAGCUGUUUAAUUAACAUGGCAUUUCUUGUUAAGUAUCAUCAGCUACUUAGUUAACAUGGCAUCUCCUGUUAAGCAGCACCAGCUACUUAGUUAACAUGGCAAAGCCUCUUCCAAAACCAACAGAAACAUCAUUCACCAGUGCUGUGAUCACUGGCAUAAUGGACCCCUUUCUUCCCAUGCAAUAAAGGUGUGGGAGAGAGAUAUGGUUGUGGCAGUAGUGCCACAAUUGUGACUAAUUGGCUAUCAGGAAUAUGGAACAGUUACCCAGAUUUACUCAUCUGUAAUUUCAAUAUUUGCAAUCACUAUUUAGUCAUGACUGUGACACUAUUGCCCUGAAUGUAAGCCACCUUCCACCUUCUUUACCACCAUCUUCAUGAGAGAAAGGUCCAUUCUGCCAGUGAUUAGAGAAUGGAUAAUAAUGUUUCCUUCACAUUUCGAGCCAAGAGAGGUUAGCUGAUGUAGAACACUGGUCAUAAUUUCUAGAUUUCCAAAUUAAUUAAAAGUACAACACAUCUUUCUAUAGUGGGGAAGACUUAUGCCCCAUCUUCUGUGUACCUUUGAAGUUUGUUGUCCAGGUGCUAACUGUUAAUGGGCAACUUCAAGGUCUCUGCUCUCCCUUCUGCCAGAUCUUGGCCAUGUUCCUUUAACCAGAAUACCCUUCAAAGAUGGUCCUUUAGAUGGAAGAAUGUCCUUUAUGACUUAGGACACAUAUCUAUCUAUCUGAAGGGCAGGAGAUGUAUAUACUGUACUUGACAUAUCUGUGAUUACUGUUUCUCAUAUACAGUACUAAAAGCAAUUAGUGUGGAUAGCAGUGAGUAGUGUUGGGGAGGUAAAGUAGUUCCUGCUCGCUGCAAUGCUAAAUCCUGAAAAUAACUGCUUCCUUUGCUUUGAAUUUGGCAUUAGAAUCAUACUUCUGCUUAUUGGGAAGCACCAUUUGGAAGUGUUCAUAUUUGUUAGUAUGAAACUAUACUCAGGAACGACCGUAUUGUGUGCCUUUAGCUUUAAUGUCACUAAGUGUAUUCUCAGGUAAGAAUAUCUGGUUUGGAAUAUGAGAUGGCAAGGAUGUUAGCAAACUUCACAAGAUGUACAGCAUGCAAGUUUUCUUCAGGAGUUUUAGCUUUGUAAAUCUCUUCCACUAUUAGAUGCAUGCUGAAUAUCAAAAGGUCAUAUUCAUUGCUAUUUAAUUGCAUUUUCCAUGCACUUAGAAGUCUCAUUAUAAUAAUAAAAAAACUCCUCAUCCACAAAUCAAUCAAAGAAGCUUUGGAUUGGUUCAACUAUUUUUAAAUGAUGGAAGUUAUUUGCUUUUAAAGGCACUCAUUAUAUUGCUGUAUGUGGAAAUAAAAUAAUUCCAGUUCACUUUCAGACAA
Messenger RNA from Sceloporus undulatus (fence lizard), 4022 nucleotides. It is a transcript of the gene TMEM45A, whose product is annotated as transmembrane protein 45A. The transcript is spliced from 7 exons. The record is from RefSeq and is a predicted model, not a curated record. Bases 457 to 1284 code for a protein of 275 amino acids. Lineage: Eukaryota; Metazoa; Chordata; Lepidosauria; Squamata; Phrynosomatidae.